Molecule: messenger RNA, 314 nt
Organism: Nezara viridula (southern green stink bug)
Lineage: Eukaryota; Metazoa; Arthropoda; Insecta; Hemiptera; Pentatomidae
Source: the annotation of a GenBank genome assembly
CACGGACGGGGAGUUGGUGGGGGCCCGCGGCGGACCCAGUAGAUCGCGCCAGUUCGAACAGUGUGGAUGGCUUCAGAUCGCGCUCGAUGGGACAUCUCUUCGCUCUGGGACUGAUGUCGCUUCCUAAUGUCGGUGCUAUGGACUCCUCUCAGAGAGUAUUCCAUUGUUCAAAAUUUUCACAUGAUUAUUAUCAUCAAAACACCAAAAGUGACCCAAUAUUAUGCCAGAGGAAUCGGCUGCAUAAGUUGUUAUUUUUCGCUUGCAAUGCUCCACUCGCAGAGCAGAACGUGAUCUUAGCCGGUUCUCUUAUCUGA